AUGCGCACUUCUCGCACUUCAAAGGAGACGGCGAAAGUGCUGCAGGCCUUAUCCGCCCCCGUGCGACGCCAGACGCGUAACUCGUCCGCUGCCAGCGCGUUGAAAAGUUUCACCUACAAUGCGAAUGCGACUUCGACCGCCAAGACAGAACCAGGGACUGGAUCUGUAGUACCCAGUUUGUCUGCCGUUAGCGACGAUGACUCUUCUCUUUCCGAGGCCGACACGGCGGACAUCGAAGAUCUCCUCGGCCCGCCACCGAAACGCCAGAAGCGCAAUGCGAGUCCUAUAAACUCACCACACAAGCAGAGCCCUCGUACACCCCGCAAGGUAAUCGUGAAAGACGAUCCGGACCAAAAGCCCACGCGCGCACCACAACCCCGACGUCUCCCCGCUCGCAAAAUCCGCGAUGCCGAUGGAUCGGUCACGGUCGAGCCCCCGUCUAACUGGGAUACAAUGUACAACACCGUCAAGAAGAUGCGAGAAGACAACCCGACCGCACCAGUCGACACAAUGGGCUGUGCCGAGCUCUACUGGCGUGCCUCCUCACCAAUCGACCGACGCUUCCAAACCCUCAUCGCACUGAUGCUCUCAUCCCAAACAAAAGACACAGUGACAGCGGUAGCAAUGCACCGUCUACACACCGAGCUCGGCGAUCCCACUCCCUCCUCCCCUAUCAAAAUCAAACAAGAACCCGACGAGUCCAAACCAGACAAAGACAGCACGCUGAACCUGCAAAACAUCCUCACUGUCGAUCCCGUCCGCCUAAACGAAUUAAUCCGCACAGUCGGCUUCCACAACAACAAAACAAAAUACAUCAAGGCCGCCGCCCUGAUCCUGCGUGACCAGUACGAAGGCGAUAUCCCGUCUACCCCGGAAGGUCUCAUGGGGUUACCGGGUGUCGGACCGAAGAUGGCGUACCUGUGUCUGAGUGCGGCUUGGGGUAAACAUUUGGGUAUUGGGGUUGAUGUGCAUGUGCAUCGGAUUACGAAUCUAUGGGGCUGGAAUAAGACUAAGACGCCAGAGGAGACGAGGUUGGCGUUGCAGGCGUGGUUGCCGCAUGAGAAGUGGCAUGAGAUUAAUAAGUUGCUUGUUGGGCUGGGGCAGACGGUUUGUUUGCCUGUUAAGCGGAGGUGUGGGGAUUGUUACCUUGCUGGGUCGGGGCUUUGUAAGAGUGAGAUUCGCGGGUUGGAGCCGAGUUUGGGGAGGGUUAAGGAGGAUUUGGAUGAGCCCAAGGUUAAGAUUGAAUCUCUGUGA
This is a messenger RNA of Penicillium bovifimosum, 1254 nucleotides long. Its product is annotated as endonuclease III domain-containing protein. Lineage: Eukaryota; Fungi; Ascomycota; Eurotiomycetes; Eurotiales; Aspergillaceae. The coding region runs from base 1 to 1254 and encodes 417 amino acids. Gene Ontology annotation, cellular component: nucleus. The record is from RefSeq and is a predicted model, not a curated record. Gene Ontology annotation, molecular function: DNA-(apurinic or apyrimidinic site) endonuclease activity; oxidized pyrimidine nucleobase lesion DNA N-glycosylase activity; DNA binding. Gene Ontology annotation, biological process: base-excision repair; base-excision repair, AP site formation; nucleotide-excision repair. The transcript has a single exon.